Auxenochlorella protothecoides is the source of this 1224-nucleotide messenger RNA. Its product is annotated as Squamosa promoter-binding-like protein 9. Gene Ontology annotation, cellular component: nucleus. Gene Ontology annotation, molecular function: DNA binding. The record is from RefSeq and is a predicted model, not a curated record. The transcript has 7 exons. NCBI's taxonomy places the organism in Eukaryota, Viridiplantae, Chlorophyta, Trebouxiophyceae, Chlorellales, Chlorellaceae. The coding region runs from base 1 to 1224 and encodes 407 amino acids.
AUGAUAUGUCCGUACCACGCUGCCGUCGCCAGCAUCACCAUCGGAGGGGUCGCCAGCAGGUUCUGUCAGCAGUGUGGCAAGUUCCAGCCCCUGGCCGACUUUGACGAUGAGAAGCGGACGUGCCGCCACAGGCUGGAGAUGCACAAUGCGCGGCGAAGAAAGAAGCCGGACAGCGCCUACCUCACGCUGGAUACGGCGGGGACGGACGGCAUGACGGACAGCGGCAUGCUCUCCCACAACAGCUCCUCCAAGGGGGAUAGCGCCGGCACCACGCCGCUCGCCAAGCUGUACAUGGACUCCUGGGACUCCGCCCAGCCCAUGGACGAUGGGCUCCUGUCCUUCCUGGACCCCAUCCCCGCGCUGUCCUGCCCGCUGAUGAGCGAUCCCCCCUCCUCCACCCUGGGCCUGUCCACCGAGGACUUGGACGGCAUCCUGGACGACCUGUUUGGCGGGCUGGCUGCCGAGACGGGCCUGGGCGUGGACGACGCCUGGGCGGCGGAGGCGGCGGUGCCGCUGCACGCGCUGGCGCCCUUCCCGCGCAUGGCGCGCAUCAGCCUGAAGCUGUACGGCGUGGAGCCCGGGUCGCUGCCGGCCUCACUGCAGGAGUCGCUGGUGGACCUGCUGCGCUGCCCCCCGGGCGACCUCGAGGGCGCCAUCCGCCCCGGCUGCACCCACCUCGAGCUGCUGGGCUGGGCUGAGAAGCACGGGGUCACAUGGGCGGGCAGCGCCCCGACCUCGAGGCCCGAGGCCGCGCACUCCGCGCCGCCGAGCGAGGUCGCCGCGGGCGCGGCGACCGGUCUGCGCCGGCGCGCGGCGGCGCAGGCGGCGCCAGCCGAUCCGCGCGCCGACGCGCCCGCCGACGAUUCAAACACCCCCGUCGACACCCCCUCGGGCAGCCCGGCCCGGCCGGCGCUGGAGGAGAGCCUAGUGGGACCCCUCCCAGACGGCCCCGCCGAGGCCCCGCUGGACAGCCCCGCCUACGCCAAGCCCGCCAAGGUGGUGGGCGACGCCUGGGUCAGCGACGAGGACGCGCGCGAGGGCGAGGCCGUGGUCGCCGGGGUCAAGGCCGGCGACGACCUGUCCCGCCGCGGCUCGGGCCUGGACGACGGCCCUGGCCGCGACGGGGGCGACACGCGGUGGGAGGUGGAGCGCCUGCUGCAGCGGUAUGAGCGCCGCGCCGCCACGCCCUCCUGCUUCCUCUGGGACUGGAUGUUCCGGGCGUGA